Messenger RNA from Ananas comosus (pineapple), 2949 nucleotides. RefSeq lists its product as uncharacterized. Lineage: Eukaryota; Viridiplantae; Streptophyta; Magnoliopsida; Poales; Bromeliaceae. The coding region runs from base 113 to 1666 and encodes 517 amino acids. The record is from RefSeq and is a predicted model, not a curated record. The transcript has 7 exons.
CUCUCCUCUUCUCCGAAACACAAAAUGGAGCUCUACCUCAUCAUGUAUCUCUCUCCUUCCUUUUCGUUUCCCACAACGUGGGGUUCCAUCUUUUCUCUACCGUAAGAGAAAAAUGGCGCUCCGAUCGCGAGAGCUCCAACGCCUCCAUCACCUCCUCUUCCCACAAGCGAUUGCUUCGAUCCCCUGCCUCCAUGUCCGCGGCGAGGGUAAGAAGCCUCUGAGCUCCGCCACCAGCGGCGGCGGCGGCGGCGGCGGCGGCGGCGGCGGCGAGGAGGAGGAUGAGGAGUUCGCGAGGAGGAGCGCCUACGAGGUGCUCGGCGUGGCGGAGACGAGCUCCGCCGCCGAGAUCAAGGUCUCGUUUCGGAGACUAGCGAAGGAGACGCACCCCGACGUCGCCGCCGCGGCUUCCUCCUCCUCGGAUCGCGCCGCCGCAUCGCGACGAUUCCUCCGAAUCCUCGCCGCUUAUGAGAUUUUAUCAGAUUCUCAGCGAAGAGCCCACUAUGAUAGCUAUCUGUUUUCUAAGAGAAGGAUGGUGCAAAAGCAUCCUGGACCCAGUUCAGUUAUUUAUACGAGCUAUUCAUCCAUCGCUAUUGCUAGAGAAAGUAAUGUUGUCGAGUGGCUAAAGUGGUAUAGAUUUACAAUUGAUGAUAUUAUAAUGCAGAAGAAAGUCGCCACGGGCUCGAGCUAUUUUGAUAAGCUUGAAAACGAGCUUUACUCGGCAAUACGUGCUGCCUAUUAUGGCCCUCAUAUCGAAUCCAUGGAUCAUCUUCCUGAUUGUUUUGAAGCUGAGGAGAGGUCUGUAUACGACACUUCUGAACUCUUACACUUGGUUUCAGGGCGUGAUUUAUUUGGUAUUGUUUAUGUAGCGGAUAACAUUCCUGAGCUGUCGCAUAGUUUUCAUGAGAAGCUAACGCAUUCUCACAAUGGAAUUUCUGAUUUUCUCGGGCAAACUAGGAUGGAUUUAGGGAGUAUAGAUAUUCACGAGAAAGUUGGUGAAAGAAAUGAUAAUCUCCAUUCAGAUAUUUACAAAGAUCUUGAGCUGCAUAUCUGUGGAAGAGUGGUGGCUGUUGCAACUAGGAGUCCUAAAUGCAAAUGCAUUGAUGUCCCGAAUAUGGAUUCUGAGGACCACAUACAUGUUUAUCUUAUUUCAAAUGAAUCUGGUUUAUCCUGUUCAGCUCAAUCGCGUCUUCUUCUGGGUACUAUAACUGGACUGGGAACUAGUGGAGAGGAAGGCUCCUGCUCGGUUUACAAUGCGAGUGGUGCAAAAACUCAUGUGAUUAUAAAACACAGAACACUGCUGGUGAAACACAUGCACUGGUAUCAAGUUGGACGUGAAGUUUCUGCUUGUGAAUGUCGAUCUAGUAGAGCUCGCUUGUUGCCUAGCAGAUAUUGGCUGUUUGAACCUCGCUGUUAUAUGCAUGACAUUGGUGGUUGGUAUGUUGAGACAUUUGGUCGUGACAAGAAAGGAAGGACCAUCCCAUCACCAAGACAGUGGGAUGAGUUUGUUGAAUGCACUGAAAGAAGACUACAUCCUGCAAUGUAUUUACUGGCUCUUGCAUAUAGAUCCUUAGAUCUCGAGAAUGCAAAACGAAGGAAGUGGAGCAUAACAAGCUUCUUGGAACCACAGCUCUAUCAUAUCCUUCAUUGGUUUAGGAAAUUAUUCUAAUGGUGUGAAUUUGAAGAUGAUGGGAGGCAUUAAGAGAGAUGGAGAGCACAAGCUAUUAUAUUGACAGUUUGACUGUGUUGAACUGUUAAGAAGAAAAGCAGUUCCUCAAUUAUCAUAAAUUCGUUUUUAAGUACAGUGAUUAAUUGCAGUGCCUCUCUCUCUAUAUUGUUCUCUCCAUGUAAAAGAAAGCUUAGAGGUUAAUGCCUGGAUUAUUGAAGCUUGAUCUCCAGAAAGGAAAUUUGCCCAGUGAACUGUACUUUUACUUGCAUCCUGGGUACGGUCAUUGUCUCACUGAUAUAGACUGAUAUCUGACCAUUCCCAUGGUAGCAUGGCAAACAAGAGAAGAUGUGAGACAACAUUUAUGGUGAUUAGGCAAAUAUGCGAGUUUUGGAACUCGGGAAUUGAGGAAUUGCAAAGCCACUGAAGGUAUUAGAUCCCACGAAGUAAAUACGUGUUGUGAAACAAGUGAAAUCACUAACUUUUUAAUUCUGCGAGCCCACGUUUGCCCAAUAUAUGAUGAGAAAAGGAUACGUGGAGGAAGAGCCGAGAGAGGGAGAUGGGAAGAGAGCCAGAGGGCAGAGGACCAAAGUGUCCCAUGAAAGGAACGUGGAGAAAGAACAAAACCCCGAAGGUUUUGAUCUCAAUCCUGCCCUUCUUCUAAAUUUUUCUGGCCAUUUUAUUUUAUUUUUUAAUAUAUUGGAGUUUCUUUUUCUUUGACCUUUGUUUAACUAAUUAAUCAGUUACGAGUGCCAGUUCUAUACCAAACUGAAGACCAUGAUUAUCCAGGUACUUUUUGGACCUCAUCUAGCUGUUUCUUCUUGUUUCAAUUUGAGAUGGAUUCGAGUCGAAAUAACUAUUUCCUUUUUUUGUUUUGUGAGAUAAGGAUAAUUUACCGGAUGUCUUGGUAUAGAACUGUUGUUUAUCUGCGGAUUUGUAAACUUUGAAAGGAUGAUUGUUGAUUUCUUUGUGGGCUCUUGGAAGAGUUCGGUCUUGGUGGAAAUUUGGAAAUUACAGGAGUGAAAGGAUUUCUGUCUCUAACCCUGCAUACUAGGAAUCAGAGAGCAGUGCCUUGAUGUCAUUCACGGCCCUGCCCGGCCCAUGACCUAGUUUCCAUUUAGCAGGUUAGCUUCACCCGUGCUUGCCGUUUGCAGGUAUGUUCUUCGUUGGUCGCAAUUGUUUAAUCCGCAGCAUCUAGUAAGGAUGCCUCGAGUUGUAUUUAUUUGUUUCAUGAUACUGCAGUUUUAACAGCCUUUGUCUAGUUUUUAAGCAUUCUUGUGAGAUUA